ACGCGCGCGCACACACACACGCACACACGCGCGCACACACACACACGCGCUCCCACAGCGGGCAGACCGCAGACAGCUGCCGGAUACAGAGCUCCACAGCCGGACUCAUUUCACCCACCGGCACUGUGCCUGUGUGUGAGAGUGUGCACGUUCAUUCAGGGCGCGUGCACGUGAAAGCACUUGUUGCUGGGAGUGGGAACGUGAGGAGAAAGAUUCUGCAGCAGCUGACUGAAGAACUACAGAGCUGCAGGUGAUUCUUCCAGAGCAGCAGGUGGACUCCAACUCCCAGAAUGCCUGAGCAGAGUAACGACUACCAGGUGGUGGUGUUUGGAGCCGGUGGCGUGGGGAAGAGCUCGCUGGUCCUUCGAUUUGUUAAAGGCACCUUCAGAGACACCUACAUUCCCACUGUGGAGGACACGUACAGACAGGUAAUCAGCUGUGAUAAGAGCGUCUGCACGCUGCAGAUCACCGACACAACAGGAAGUCAUCAGUUUCCCGCCAUGCAGCGCCUGUCCAUUUCCAAAGGCCACGCCUUCAUCCUGGUGUACGCCAUCACCAGCCGCCAAUCACUGGAGGAGCUGAAACCGAUCUACCAGCAGGUUGUGGCCAUCAAGGGCAGCGUGGAGUCCAUUCCCAUCAUGCUGGUGGGCAACAAGAGCGAUGAGACGGCCCAGCGAGAGGUGGAGACAAAGCAGGGCGAGGCUCAGGCCGCCGCCUGGAAGUGUGCCUUCAUGGAGACGUCGGCCAAGAUGAACUCCAACGUGAAGGAACUGUUCCAGGAGCUGCUGACGCUGGAGAAGAAGAGGGACAUGAGUCUGAGCAUCGACGGAAAACGGUCGGGGAAACAGAAGCGAGCUGACAAGCUGAAGGGGAAGUGCAGCGUCAUGUAGAGCGGACGGCAGAGGUCUCGCUAGAACCACGUGGACACGGCAGGAGACCCAACAGCUCUUCUUCUUCUUCUUCUUCUUCUUCUUCUUCUUCUUCUUCUUCUUCGUUGGUGUCUGAGCACUGAAGCCCAGAGGAACAAAAUGAUGAGAACCAAACUGGAACAUUUCUGCCGGGGCCCUUGGGCCCCUCGUGGCCCUGACCUGUGAUUGUGGCCCCAAAAUAUUGUUUUACAUGUUGAGCUCCUGCCACUAACGACUGUAAUAAAGGAACAUUCCACCUGAAUGUAACUCACUUAAACUAA
Hippoglossus stenolepis (Pacific halibut) is the source of this 1189-nucleotide messenger RNA. It is a transcript of the gene diras1a, whose product is annotated as DIRAS family, GTP-binding RAS-like 1a. The transcript has 4 exons. Lineage: Eukaryota; Metazoa; Chordata; Actinopteri; Pleuronectiformes; Pleuronectidae. Gene Ontology annotation, cellular component: plasma membrane. Bases 291 to 890 code for a protein of 199 amino acids. Gene Ontology annotation, biological process: signal transduction. Gene Ontology annotation, molecular function: GTPase activity; GDP binding; GTP binding. The record is from RefSeq and is a predicted model, not a curated record.